AUGGAUCUCCGUCACAGCCCGCCUCGGAAGAGACUCAAGUCUUUCCAUGCUGUUUCUCAGGACAUCGCCCAGUUCGCGCAUCCAGGGCAUGCGGAAACUGUCCCAAUGGAUAUCGAUCGCCCAGGAGAUGCGGCUCAAGAUUCCCCUACUUUUUUGUAUUCUUCUGGCGUCAAUACAGCAAACGCGGAUAUUCUACAUCACCAAGAUAGUCGUAUCUCGCCCGAGGAACGCAGGGUCGAAACCUACACUCGCUCGAUCAUGCCGGCUCCAAACACCAAAGACACUACCACAAAGGGCUUAAUCCCUUACCGCAUGCCCAAGUUGUGCGAUGACGAUCUUGAUCGCUAUAUAAAGGGAUUGGAAAAAGGCACAAAUCAACCGCCCUUUGCUCGAACUGCCUCGAAAACCCUUUUUGUGUUCUAUUGCAACGUGUCCGUUGAUGAAUUGGCAUUAUAUUGUGCCACGUUCUUCUCCCUCAACAAAUCACAAAUGCCACGGAUACACGCAAGAGCUGUUAUGCUAUUGGUGGAAGAGAGUGAUAUCAGUUCAAGUUCACUCAACACCUGGGAGAUGAUUGACUAUGCUCACGAUAAGAUGGAGCUGGAGAUACACAUGCAUCUUCCCUGGAGAGACUUCAUCGGACUUGCAGAGGCAACGGCUCCUUUGCGAGAUGCCGGCUUCCAAUUGUCGGUUACUUUUAACGAGGAGGAGUGGUCGGACAUACCUUCGCAGUAUCGAGACUUUCACAAGGCACUGGCAACCAAAGCUAUUACUGGGGUUGAGCUGGACGCCGCCAAUCUUCGUUUCCAGCAGGACAUGCCAGAGUUUAUUGCUGAUCAGUUGACUGCUUACGGUACCCGUGGAUUUCGUCCCAACAAAAGGCGAUGGCAUUCUUCUCUUGCUAAUAUAUCCUAA
Messenger RNA from Fusarium subglutinans, 915 nucleotides. RefSeq lists its product as uncharacterized. The coding region runs from base 1 to 915 and encodes 304 amino acids. The record is from RefSeq and is a predicted model, not a curated record. The transcript is spliced from 3 exons. NCBI's taxonomy places the organism in Eukaryota, Fungi, Ascomycota, Sordariomycetes, Hypocreales, Nectriaceae.